AUGAGGAGUUGGGGUUCAUGGGUUUCUGAGAUAAGAGCACCAAAUCAGAAAUCAAUAAUAUGGUUAGGAUCUUACUCAACUCCUGAAGCAGCAGCAAGAGCCUAUGAUGCAGCCUUUUUAUGCGUUAAGGGCCCAACUGCAAAUCUAGCGGCGGCUGCCACCAGUACCGGUCCAUCUCCAUCUCCAUCUCCACCACCACCACCAUCUCCAUCUUUAUUCAUCACCAUUAUCACCGGUUUCACCAUCUCAAUCAAUAACUUCAUCUAA
Messenger RNA from Lactuca virosa, 267 nucleotides. The record is from the annotation of a GenBank genome assembly. NCBI's taxonomy places the organism in Eukaryota, Viridiplantae, Streptophyta, Magnoliopsida, Asterales, Asteraceae.